UGAGUAAGGUGCCGGCUUUCGUCUUCGUGUCAUUCAUUUCAUUGUUUGUUAUAUUAUUGUGGUGCACGGUGCAGAUGUUGGAUUGGAUCGGUAAACAAAAAGUAGAAUCGUUGAUUUAUUAUAUGAAGAUAAAUCUUUAAAGUUGUGAGGAGGUUAAUUAUCUUUUGAAGAAAACAAGGUCUGUCUGAAAGUUGUGAUGUUCAACACCAGCUGGGAUGUGGACCGUUACAGAAUCGAACACGAGUCUGAUGAACACUGGGGUCUGCGGAGACAGUUCAUGGUUGCCCAUAAGGAGAAGUAUCCAGAAGAUCGGCUUGUAUGUCUCACCCAGGUGUUCUUCAAUAUGGAGUUCCUGGGUUGCAGAUACCCCCACAAGACAAUGGAGCUGGUCAAUAGACUGGCCAAGGAGGUGGCGGAGGAGUUCAGAGAGUCUAGGAAAGGCAGACUGAAGAGGACGUUUGUGGGAGCGCAAGACGCUGCAGGAGCUAAAGCUAAGGGAUCCAAACCUCCACUUGGGGCUCCGGAGAGAUUUGCUACUGAUGUACCAGGAGAUGAUGUGGACCAGGGGUCUUGUUUUGUAGGAUCCAAACCUCCACUUGGGGCUCUGGAGAGAUUUGCUACUGAUGUACGAGGAGAUGAUGUGGACCAGGGGUCUGCGCCAAAGAGACCCAGGGUGGAGAAGGGGAAUGCAGAGAAUCAGCCAGAGAUUAUCACAUUGGAUGAUGACAAACCCAAACCGGACGUGAAUAAGAAAAGUCAAUCGGACAUUAUUACAUUGGAUGAUGAUGAUGAUGAGGACGAUGAUGAUGAUGAUGACAAUGACAAUGAUAACAAGUCUAAAUCUGUUCCGGAUACAAAAGACGUAACAGCUGAUGCGAAGGAAUUAGCCAAGACGUUUGUUCUGAUGAUACCACCACGAACCAAUAGUAUGACUGAACAAGAUUCAGUCAACAUCAUACGUGCAAAUUUCCCCGGAAACCAGAUGUCUCUAAAGUUCAAUGGCAGCAAGGAGGAAGGAGGGUGGACGUGCGAGUUAUGGGUCAACCCGACUGCCGGAAGUAAACAGAAGCCACCGUUCUGUAUAGCGUCCUGCUUCAAGCCAACUCAGCGCGAGGGCAAACAGCAGGCCUCUGCCAACGCUGUAGCUACGUUGAAGAAAUUCUGUACCUACAUAGAGCCCAAUCCUACUUGGUUUAAAGAAGGAAGAACACCAGACUUCAUUGAGAAAAGAAUACCUUGCAAGAAAAACCCACGCAGUUAUUUAAUUAUGACAAAGAAGGAUACUGGCCAUGUAACACCGCAGGUUGCCGAGAUGCUCCUCACCAAUUUUCAAAAGAGCUCCAACGAGGACAUGUUUUUCAUAGACACAGAGUACAACGAGAAGGAGAAAAUACAGUUGAUGAACUCUAGCCAAAAGUUCAAACUGGGUUUCCGACAUUUUGGUUCAAAAAAGCAAUUGAAAGAUCACCAUGUCUGCAUUUACAAGGAGAAACCUGCGGCUGAAGUGGUGGAGGAGGCGAGGAAGUGGGGUGGAAAACACCCCAAGUUUCUGGUGACCUUGAAAAAACCCUGACACUAAAGGUCUUCUUCAAGGAGAAGAUCCAGCAGUUCAUGAAUCGGCGGAUAAACAUAAACAAAGAUUAAACUCAUUUUAUUUACAUUUUUAUAGUUGUACAAAUUUCAAAGGCUUGUAAUAAUUUUUAUUACUUAUUUUUUAUACGUUUGGAAUUUUAUAAACCCUCAAGUUUCUGAGUGUUUGAUUUUUUAUUAGUACAAAUAAUAUAAACAUAGAUUGAACUAAUUUAAUUAUUUUUUAUUAGUACAAAUAAUUUAUUGUAUUUAAAACAUAAUAUUUGUUGAUUAGUUUUAUUCUGUGUACAAUUUUUAGUUAUUGUUGCAAAUUUUACUCAAAUACAACUACAACUUAUAAAAAAGUA
Homalodisca vitripennis (glassy-winged sharpshooter) is the source of this 1937-nucleotide messenger RNA. RefSeq lists its product as uncharacterized. The record is from RefSeq and is a predicted model, not a curated record. Bases 197 to 1573 code for a protein of 458 amino acids. Lineage: Eukaryota; Metazoa; Arthropoda; Insecta; Hemiptera; Cicadellidae. The transcript has 10 exons.